CUCUUGACUAUGUAGCUAAUCAAGACAAGAAAAUGAUAAUGACCUGCACAUAUUUCUCUCAUUACGUAGAUACAAAAGCACCUGAGUAUAAGAAAUUUUUACAUCAGUAGUUAUUUAUUGUUGUCUUAUUAACUGAGUAUAAGAAAUUUUUAAUUCAGUAAUUAUUUAUUAUUGGCAAUACAAUAAUAGCUUAGUUUGAAAUUUUGUUUUAUUCUGACCUAAACUAAUUCAAUACUAAUAAUAAUCCAUAAUGGAUGAAGAUGAGAUCAUUUCAACAUAUCUAUACUAUGGGCGAGAAAAUUUUUAUCAUGCUAUGCAAGAAGCGGCUAUAAUAGGUUUAUCAAAAUUUACAAACCAUAACAUGUAUAAUUUAUAUAGCAGUAUAGCAUUAGUUAUAGGCGGAAGAGUACAAGAAGCUAUGAGGGAGCUUCUGCCCCUGGUAAAAGAUAAAGAAACAUCUCUUGCAGCUAUUCUAGCUUUAAUUUUUGCUCAUAAGAAAUGUUCAGUUAUUGAUAAUGAUGCUGUAUCCAAUUUGGAAAUCAAACUGAAAGAGGAACGACGUAGUUCUAAUUACUUAGCUAUGUAUCAUGCAGCUCUUUUUGUUUUCUAUUGUGGGUUUGUUGAAAAAGCAUCAGAUUAUAUUGAUAGAUCAUUAAAACUCAAUUCUGAAUUUGAUAAAGCCCAUGCUUUAAAAGGCUGGAUUUCUCUGCAAAGUCAAUCAAUGAACUAUGAAGCUAUAAGGCAACAUUUUGAAAAAUCAUUGCAAUUGAACAAAAGCUUAGAUUCUUAUCUUGGCUUAGUAAAAUUGCAAGUUAUGAGAAAAGAGUAUGAAGCGGCUAUUACAAAGUUAAAUAAAGUUAUUGUAAAUUAUCCCAAUUCAGUAAUACCUUUAAUCGAAAAAAUGUACAUACAAUUAGCAAAAUGGGAUUGGGAUCAAUCAUUAGACACAUCCUUACGAAUUCUACAUUGUGGUCGUAGCAAAAUAAUUUUAAAUGAGACAUUUAAACUAGCUGAAUAUGCUAUGCAAAUAAAUUCUGCAGACCUUGAUGUUGUUAUAGAAUUGGGUUACCAGUCACUACUUUGUGAAAAAGUUAAUGAAGCUUCACGUUUUUUUCAAUCAGCUACAAAACUAGAUAAUUGUUCUAUAGAGGCACUAUGUGGUUUAACUUUAUGCCAAUUGCUAGAAAGUGGUCCGAGUGAUCAAGUUUGCCAACAAAUAGAUUUUCUGAUGGAAAUACAUGGUAUUGAAAAUAUUCUGCCUUUACUAAAUUAUUUGUCGGCUAAAGUAGUCAAAAAUGAUUCUGAGAAAGCCCUUUCUUUGCUAAAUAAGUCCUAUGAAACUCAUUUUAAAGCUCUUCACAAUUUACCAUUUGGUGUAGAUUAUUUAAAUAAGUUAAAUCCAGAUUUUUUGCUACAAUUAGCUAAAGAAUUUUUAAUUCAUAGUCCAAAAAAAUCUGCAGUGAAAGAUGAUAUCUCACAAUCAACUAACAUGCAUAAGUCUCUUAAACAAGCAAGUAAAUUGUUAUUGGCUAUUGUACAAGCAUGUCCGGGACUAGUUGAAGCUCUAUUUCAAUUAUCUCGAGUUUACUUCUUGAGUGGCGAUCUACUGGAAGCCAACAAUACAUUACAAAAAAUUCUGGAAGAAUUGGAUCCUACGUUUGCUGAUGCACAUUUACUUCGAGCUCAAAUCAACAUACAACAGAUGUCUUAUAAUAAAGCAGCUCAGAGUCUUGAAAUAUGUCUUAGUUAUAAUUUUAAUGUCAGAGAAAAGCCUUUAUAUCAUUUGUUGAUGGGUAUAGUUCAGAAACAAGAAGGUCAUUUGGCUGAUUCAUUCAAGAGUUUCGAAAAGGCCAUGGAACUGGCAAGUGUUAAACAAAGCAAUAAAAGCAAUCUCAGCUUAGUGGACGAAGUCACACUCUAUUUAGAAUUGGCUGAUGCCCACAUGGAAUCAAAUCAACCAUUAGAAGCUUUACGAAUUUUACAAGAAGCAACUGAUGAAUUUAAAAAUUCAUCAGAAUUUGGCCGGAUCUUGAUAGCCAAUGCGGAUGUUGUGAUCAAAACUGCUGACAUACAACAAGCAUUAAAUCUAUUAGGAAAGAUUUUACCUGAUCAAGAAUAUUAUCUGCAAGCUAAAACAAAAGCAGCCUCAAUUUAUUUGCAUCAUCUCAACGAUCGCCAAGCUUUUGCCCAGUGUUUCAGGAAGUUAGUUGAAAAUUGUCCCGGUCCUGAUAGUUUUAUCAUGCUUGGUGAUGCAUAUAUGUCCAUACAAGAGCCUGAUCAUGCUAUAGAGGCGUACGCUCAAGCAAUAACUCAAAACCCAAAAGAUUCCGCAUUAGCUAGCAAAAUGGGUCGUGCUCUUGUGAAAACACAUCAAUAUGAUAAAGCAGUUCAAUAUUAUCAAGAAGCAGUUGCUAAUUGCCAAAAUGCUAAUUUCAAAUUAGAUAUGUCGGAACUUUACGCCAAACUGAAACAAUACGAUAAUGCUGAGAAAAUUUUAUUGGACGAGCUGGAAAAUAAUAAAAAUGCACAUGAUGAUAUAGCUGUUUUGCAAAUGCGUACUAAACAGUUGCUUCUGUUGUCCAGAGUUAAAGAAAAAUCAGGAAAUCUUACCGGCUCUUUAGCGUGUUUAAAAGAAGCUAAGGAUAAUCAACUGAGAGUGACCAAAAGGAUAUCAAUGGACAGGAAUUCAUCAUUAUUGGCAGAACAACAAAGGAUUUCCUCACAAGUAUGUGUAUUGAUGGCUGAACAUUGUUCUCAUUUACGAGAAGCGAAUCAAGCCAUCGAGCAUUACAAGGAUGCCUUAAAAUUUCAGCCAAACAAUAGCGAAAUACUUUCAUCCUUGGCCAGAGUUUACAUGCAGAUCAAUAAUUUCGAUAUGUGCGAAGAAACAUGCGGUAUCGUUCUUCAAUCCGAACCAAAUCAUGAAGCUGCUUCGGUUAUGAUGGCUGAUUUAGCAUUCAGAAAAGUUGACUUUGAAGGUGCUUGUUUUCAUUUUUCACAAUUAUUAUUAGCACAACCUUUGUACUGGACGGCUUUAGCUCGGCUUAUCGAAGUAAUGCGCAGGACAGCUAGGUUGGAAGAAGCAGUACCUUUUAUAGAACAAGCCCAAAAAAAUUGUAGCAGAUCCAACGGCGAUUCGGGUCUUGCAUAUUGCAAGGCUUUGUAUGAGUGGUACACAGGUAAUCACAAUGCUGCUUUAAGAUAUUUCAACAGCGCUAGAUGUGAUCCUGAAUGGGGCCAGCAAGCUAUUUAUAAUAUGAUUGAAAUUUGUUUGCAUCCUGAUGACGAUCCGACGAAUGAUUCUGCUGAAUUGUUCGAUGACGCAGAAUAUAAUGGACCGAGGACCAUGGCUAUCAGGACCGCUGAGAAGCUUCUAAGAGAACUAAAGCCUCGAAUAGGUGGUUUAGACAACGAAGCUUUAAAUCACAAACUCCUGGGUAAUUUCUUAUUGCUUGCUACUAAACAAAAAGCAAAUGUUGAUAAAGCCUUGCAAGAGUUUACAACCUUGGCAUCUCAACACAAAUACAGGGAACAAGUCGGUCCUAUCUUGGGCAUGUCCAUGGCUCAUUUGCUCCAGAAAAACACGAAUAGAGCUAAAAAUCAACUAAAACGAGUAGCCAAAAGUCCUUGGUGCUUCGAAGAAGCUGAAUAUUUGGAAAGAUGCUGGUUGUUAUUAGCAGAUUGCUACAUCCAAUCGUCAAAAUACGAUUUAGGGAGCGAAUUACUCAAACGAGUUUUGCAGCAUAAUAAAUCUUGCAUUAAGGCUUACGAGCUAUCAGGAUUUAUUGCAGAGAAGGAACAGAAUGUGAAACUUACUUUUGCAAAUUAUGAAAACGCUUGGAAGUUCGGAGGACGUUCGAAUCCACAAAUAGGUUUUAGAUUGGCAUAUAGUUUUAUGAAGAACAAACGUUAUGCUGAUGCUCUUGAGGUGAGUUAUCAUAUUUUAAAAAUACAUCCUGAUUAUCCCAGAGUGAAAAAGGAUAUUAUAGAAAAAUGUCAGAAUAAUUUAAGGACAUAGUAGU
Messenger RNA from Ctenocephalides felis (cat flea), 4022 nucleotides. RefSeq names its product tetratricopeptide repeat protein 21B-like. Gene Ontology annotation, biological process: protein localization to cilium; intraciliary retrograde transport. Gene Ontology annotation, cellular component: intraciliary transport particle A. Gene Ontology annotation, molecular function: protein binding. NCBI's taxonomy places the organism in Eukaryota, Metazoa, Arthropoda, Insecta, Siphonaptera, Pulicidae. The record is from RefSeq and is a predicted model, not a curated record.